This is a messenger RNA of Porites lobata, 923 nucleotides long. Lineage: Eukaryota; Metazoa; Cnidaria; Anthozoa; Scleractinia; Poritidae. The record is from the annotation of a GenBank genome assembly.
GUAACAGGAAAACACAACUGUAACAGCAGCUCCCUAUGCUAUAACACCAAAGGAUCCUUCCGAUGUUUCUGCCCGCCAGGAUAUUUCGGCGUUAAUUGCACAGGUAAAUAUAAUGUACAUUGAAAUUGUAGAUAACCUCUGAUAAAAAACGCCGCUGUGUGAUCGGAUCUAUCAAAUGGUGAAAGCAUUGUCAUUAUCGUCAUCAUUGAUAUCGCGGUCAUUUCCCCUUUUUCGCUGAUAGCUAUUUUAAAGGAAAAAAAAUCAAACGCGAAAGGUUUGUGGAAUUUCUAAUGUUUCAAUUUGAUAGAAGCACAUGAAAUUUUCACAUGAUCUUUAAGGUCAAGUAAUACAGGCAACAUUUUCGCUUAACUUGUUGGGCAACAUUGUUACAUUCCAAGUUGAGAAGCGUUGUUGACCGUCGAGUUUAAGAGUGCAAAUUAACGGUACCAUCUUUGAAAUUAAACUGCCUGGUAUUCUGGGCCAUGGCUGUUUGUACGUUUGAUUUUGUGUUUAAAUUAGUAUAAUUUCAGUAGCUUUUAAUGUUGGUCUCAUUUCGGUGGCUGAACACCGACAAAAUAUGUCUUUAAACUUAGAGGUUGCAGUACAAUCGAUUCACGUGAAUUCUGUAUGUAAAAAAGCACCCCAUGUAUCCCCCCCCCCCCGCCCCCCCCCCUCCCCCAAUGGACAAUGGAGCUUUGCGUCUCUGAGUAAAGGGAAGUCUUUAUUUUACUGUCCUCUUAUUUUUAGCGCUGGAUUCAAAUAUAUUGAAAACAAAUUCAUCUUAUUUGUACCAUCUGGGAACAUUUCUGGAGCCUGCAGUUGGGUACAAUUCUCACUGGCUACUGUGCUGGCGGGCUACAUUGCACGGCUGGAAUGUCCGUACACAGUUUCACAGACGCUGCGAUGGAAAAAGAGACACAGUU